CUGCAGCACCUACGACAACUGCAGCACCUACGACAACUGCAGCACCUACGACAACUGGAGCACCUACUACGACAACUGCAGCACCUACUACGACCACUGCAGCGCCUACUACGACAACUGUAGCUCCCACAACAACUACUCCUGCAGUUCUUACGACAACUGCUGCUACUACCACAACUGCAGCACCUAUGACAACUGGAGCAACUAUUACGACAACUGCAGCACCUACUACGACCACUGCAGCGCCUACUACGACAACUGUAGCUCCCACAACUACUUCUGCAGUUCCUACGACAACUGCAGCUACUACGACAACUGCAGCACCUACGACAACUGCAGCACCUACUACGACAACUGCAGCACCUAGUACGACAACUGUAGCUCCUAAAACAGCUACAACUGCAGCAACUACUACAACUGAAGCUACGACAACAACCACACCUUCCACUACAGCUACAACUGACGCUCCGACAACAACCACACCUACUACGACAGCUACAACUGAAGCUCCUACGACCACUACAACGACAACUGCAGCUUCUGCGACAACUGGAGCACCUACUACGACAACUGCAGCACCUACUACGACCACUGCAGCGCCUACUACGACAACUGUAGCUCCCACAACAACUACUUCUGCAGUUCCUACGACAACUGCAGCUACUACGACAACUGCAGCACCUACGACAACUGCAGCACCUACGACAACUGGAGCACCUACUACGACAUCUGCAGCACCUACGACAACUGGAGCACCUACUACGACAACUGCAGCACCUACUACGACCACUGCAGCGCCUACUACGACAACUGUAGCUCCCACAACAACUACUUCUACAGUUCCUACGACAACUGCAGCUACUACGACAACUGCAGCAACUACGACAACUGGAGCACCUACUACGACAACUGCAGCACCUACUACGACCACUGCAGCGCCUACUACGACAACUGUAGCUCCCACAACAACUACUUCUGUAGUUCCUACGACAACUGGAGCACCUACUACGACCACUGCAGCGCCUACUACGACAACUGUAGCUCCCACAACAACUACUUCUGCAGUGCCUACGACAACUGCAGCACCUACGACAACUGCAGCACCUACGACAACUGCAGCACCUACGACAACUGGAGCACCUACUACGACAACUGCAGCACCUACUUCGACCACGUCCUACAACAACGACCACAACUGUUGCUCCAACAAUGACUACAACUGCAGCACCUACAAGUACAACCACAAUUGUACUUCCAACUUUUACUUCAACUUCUAUGGCUUCAGGGACAUCAACAACCAGCUCCAUGAAAUUCUUAGUAAACCAGAUGGCAAACCAUUUGUCUUUCCCAAUGCCAACUUCACGUCUCCUAACAACCACGGUUGCCCCAACAACUACCAGUACCUCACCACUUCCAACCCUUUUGCUGACCACUACUUUCAAUACCACAAGUAA
Oncorhynchus keta (chum salmon) is the source of this 1454-nucleotide messenger RNA. RefSeq names its product mucin-5AC-like. The record is from RefSeq and is a predicted model, not a curated record. The transcript has 4 exons. Lineage: Eukaryota; Metazoa; Chordata; Actinopteri; Salmoniformes; Salmonidae. The coding region runs from base 189 to 1454 and encodes 421 amino acids.